AUGCCUGAAAUGGUGCAAAGAAUUCGUAAAUUUGUUAACCUUUGGUAUGUCAGGUAUUUAGUUGCUACAGAACUGUAUAUGGUAGAGCCAUGGGAGAAGGUGGUAAUUCAUGUGUUCUUCGUACUUAUCUUCGGUUUAUUUUGGUACUUCAACUACUCCAUUAUUUUGAACGGCCUGCUGAAGCUCAAAGAUUCAUCGCGGCACGCUCAAAUCUUUUGA
This is a messenger RNA of Parnassius mnemosyne (clouded apollo), 219 nucleotides long. The record is from the annotation of a GenBank genome assembly. NCBI's taxonomy places the organism in Eukaryota, Metazoa, Arthropoda, Insecta, Lepidoptera, Papilionidae.